AUGGUCACGUUCGCGAUGAUAUCCAGAGUGCUGGCGACGCCAAGGCAUGUGAUUCCCGUCGCGAAGCUGCAGGCGGGGCAGCCUGUUACGAGUGGAAGUAUGUUCAACUUGGCGCUGAUGGGGAAUCUCAAACGCUCAAUGAAGAUGGCGUGGAGGCCAAGCAUAUCGAAAACCGGCAAUCUCGUGAAGCGGCCCGCCGUUGAGCUGCGACGCGGGUCCCACAUGUUGAAGUACGCUCUCCCGCACCUGCUGCUGAUCCUGAGUCUUGUGCUGGUGUGCCAGCUUCUCCUGUGCGCGAGGUGA
Molecule: messenger RNA, 303 nt
Organism: Prorocentrum cordatum
Lineage: Eukaryota; Dinophyceae; Prorocentrales; Prorocentraceae
Source: the annotation of a GenBank genome assembly